Molecule: messenger RNA, 309 nt
Organism: Topomyia yanbarensis
Lineage: Eukaryota; Metazoa; Arthropoda; Insecta; Diptera; Culicidae
Exons: 2
Coding region: 1-309 (102 amino acids)
Source: RefSeq, a predicted model, not a curated record
AUGGGUGGCGUUGAUACCAGUAAGCGGAAGCCACGACAAACCAAGGGAACAGUAAUCAACCGGACGCGCAAUCGAUUCGCUUGGGUGGUGCUGGCUGUCGGUACGGCAAGUUUUGCCGUGUACUAUUCUAUUUUAAACUACGCCGGUGGAGAACGGCUGCAGGAACGAAUACACAAAGAUUUUUUCGAGAAGACGGACGAGGAAAUUGAUCGGAAAAAUUUGAUGCGAUUUAGUCUGCUGGCGCCGCAUCGAGGUGACACUAUUCGGCAGUUACUUGAGGAAGAGAAAAUUGAUCGAAGCAGAAAGUAG